AUGGGAGACCUCCCUUCUCCUCGCGUUAAUUCAUCUUCCCCGUUCACGCACACGGGAGUGGAUUACGCUGGGCCUUUCCUCAUUACUCUUUUCGUUGGAAGAGGACAGAGAGCGAGACAAAAUUGGAUCGCGUUGUUCAUUUGUCUUGUCACGAAAGCCAUCCACUUGGAGCUAGUUGACGACUACUCCAGUGCAGGAUUCAUUUCCGUCUUUCGGAGAUUCGCCGGGCGUAGAGGCCUACCCAAGAAACUUUACAGCGACAACGGGACGAACUUCCACGGCGCUGACCGAGAGUUGCAGAACGCGUUCAAAGCUCUGACAAAAGAUACGUCUUUACAAGACGACCUCGCGAAUGACAGAAUAGACUGGCAUUUCAUACCGUCCGCGGCUCCUCAUUUCGGCGGAUUAUGGGAGGCGGGCGUGAAAAGCUUAAAAUCGCAUCUCAAAAGAGUAGCCGGUUCGCGUACUUUGUCGCAGGCUGAAUUCGCGACGCUUCUAUGCCAGAUAGAGGCAUGUCUCAACUCGCGUCCGAUCGCUGCCCUCAGCGACGACCCGAACGAUUUGUCUGCGCUAACGCCGGGCCAUUUCUUAAUAGGUCGACCUAUGGUAGCCGUACCUGAGGAGUCAGUACUCACGAUAAACCCGAACCGACUCUCACGAUGGCAACUCAUUAAUUCAAUGAAGGAGCAAAUUUGGCGUGCUUGGUCGCUGGAUUACUUGCACACUUUGCAGCAGUGCAGCAAGUGGACGGAUAAGUCCCCCUGUUAUCGCGUAGGAGAGCUCGCGCUUCUCAAGAAUCCACUGCUCCCUCCGAGCAAGUGGGAACUCGCUCGAAUUACUUAA
This is a messenger RNA of Nylanderia fulva, 843 nucleotides long. RefSeq lists its product as uncharacterized. Gene Ontology annotation, biological process: DNA integration. Gene Ontology annotation, molecular function: nucleic acid binding. The record is from RefSeq and is a predicted model, not a curated record. NCBI's taxonomy places the organism in Eukaryota, Metazoa, Arthropoda, Insecta, Hymenoptera, Formicidae.